UAGUCUUCGUAAUCAGUGACAUAAGCAGUUCGUUUUAUAUAUAAACCAAAUUAACUCAUCUUUUUAUUAAUUUAUUAUUACAUAGAAUCGAAUUGUUACCGCAAACACGUGCCCUUAAUCAACGGUGACUAUUGGUCAACGGGCAAAAAUGGUAUAAUCACCCAACGAACUGGGCUGGAUAUUUUUGGGACUGUAUGUACGGACAUCAAGAUUAUGACUAUUCACGAAAUCUCAGCUCCACUUCUAAUUCAGAACAACGAGGAAGCCUCCGAAUAUGAUGGGACAGUUGAUUCAAUACUGCCGUCACCGCUGGGACCUAAUUCCGCCGAAGAAAACUCUCCGAUCGAGGAGGUUGCGCUCACUGUUCCCGUCACCGACGAUCCUUCUCUAUCGGCCGUGACAUUCAGAACAUGGGUAUUGGGGAUAUUCGCUUGCGUUCUCCUAUCGUUCCUCAAACAAUUCUUCUGGUACAGGAAGGAACCCUUGUCUCUUACUUCGAUCUCGGCUCAGAUCGCGGUUGUUCCGCUUGGUCAUCUGAUGGCCUCAGUGAUUACCGAUCGGGUUUUCUUCAAGGACAAGAAAUGGGAGUUUACGCUGAAUCCAGGGCCGUUUAAUGUGAAAGAGCAUGUUCUGAUCACUAUCUUCGCUAAUUCGGGAGCUGGGAAUGUGUAUGCAAUCCACAUAGUCAGCGCUGUGAAGAUAUUUUACAAAAAAAAUCUCACGUUUUUUGUGGCCUUGUUAGUUGUUCUGACGACCCAGGUUCUCGGAUUCGGUUGGGCCGGGGUUUUUCGGCGCUAUUUGGUGGAGCCCGCCGCUAUGUGGUGGCCCCAGAAUCUCGUCCAGGUUUCUCUUUUUAGGGCAUUACAUGAGAAAGAAAAGAGGCCCAAGGGGAGCUUAACUCGGAAUCAAUUCUUUCUAAUAGCUUUUAUAUGCAGCUUUGCUUACUAUGUUGUCCCAGGUUACUUAUUCUCGAGGCUAACGUCUCUCUCCUGGUUCUGCUGGAUAUUCCCCGCUUCCAUCCUUGCCCAUCAGCUGGGUUCAGGACUUCGUGGCCUCGGAAUCGGUGCUCUUGGGUUCGAUUGGUCCAGUAUAGCCUCUUACCUCGGAAGCCCACUUGCCAGUCCAUGGUUUGCUACUGCAAAUGUAGCCGUUGGUUUUGGGCUUGUACUCUAUGUCAUUGUCCCGAUUGCUUACUGGCUCAAUUUCUACAAAGCCAAAACAUUCCCCAUUUUCUCAGAUGGCCUUUUCACAUCUACUGGCCAACGCUACAAUGUUUCCGCUAUAACUGACUCCAAGUUCCACCUUGACAUGGAUGCAUAUGAACGCCAAGGCCCUCUUCAUAUGAGCACUUUGUUUGCUAUCACCUAUGGUUUCAAUUUCGCAUGCCUCACUGCCACUAUUGCUCAUGUUUUUCUCUUUCAUGGAAGACAAAUAUGGGAGCUAAGCAAGUCUGCUUUUCAAGAAAAGAAAGUUGAUGUUCACACAAGACUCAUGAGGAAGUAUAAACAAGUUCCUGAAUGGUGGUUCAUGUGCAUCCUUUUUGCUAAUAUAGCAGCGACCAUAUAUAUAUGCCAGUAUUACAACGAUCAACUCCAACUGAAGUGGUGGGGUGUCUUGCUCGCAUGUGGUAUAGCAUUUUUUUUCACUCUUCCUAUUGGAGUUAUCAAAGCCACAACUAAUCAGUUACCCGGCUUGAAUGUAAUCACAGAGUACAUCAUUGGAUAUAUAUACCCAGGUUACCCUGUUGCUAACAUGUGCUUCAAGGUUUAUGGCUAUAUAAGUAUGAAACAGGGGAUAGCAUUUUUAGAAGAUUUCAAGCUAGGUCAUUACAUGAAGAUUCCUCCUAGAGCAAUGUUCAUGGCCCAGGUAGUGGGAACUGUUGUAUCUGCUCUUGCACAUUUAGUGACAGCAUGGUGGCUUAUGGACACAAUCCCAGACAUAUGUGACAGGGAUUUGCUUCCUUCAGAUAGUCCAUGGACCUGUCCUGGAGACCAUGUGUUUUAUGAUGCUUCUGUCAUCUGGGGCCUAAUUGGACCUCGUAGAAUCUUUGGAGAUCUUGGCUUUUAUUCAUCCAUUAACUGGUUUUUCCUAGUGGGUGUUGUGGCAACUGUGUUAGUUUGGCUUGCACACAAGGCCUAUCCAGACAAGCAUUGGAUUGCACUCAUCAAUAUGCCUGUGAUCUUAGGAUCAACAAUCAACAUGCCCCCAGCUACAGCAGUCAACUACACCAGUUGGAUUCUAAUUGGAUUUGCCUCUGGAUUUAUUGCUUACAGGUACUACCGUAGCUGGUGGAGUCGCCACAACUAUGUGCUGUCCGGGGCUCUUGAUGCUGGAUUAGCCUUCAUGGGGGUGUUGCUGUACUUGUGCCUCGGGAUGGAACAUGUAAGACUCACAUGGUGGGGAAAUGGCUCAGAAGGCUGUCCUUUGGCUUCUUGCCCAACUGAACCAGGUAUUGUGGUUCAUGGUUGCUCAGUUCUGUAAAGCAAGUGUGUGUGUGUGUGUGUGUGUGAGUAUACUGUUUUUGGUUUGAUUCUUUCCACUCUAUAAGUUUGUAUAUACAGAGCUAUUCUUUGUAAAAUGAAUUCAAAUAAAUAUUUUUUGAUACUUCAAUCAAAUUGCAGCAAACUUUGUCAAA
Molecule: messenger RNA, 2635 nt
Organism: Cannabis sativa
Lineage: Eukaryota; Viridiplantae; Streptophyta; Magnoliopsida; Rosales; Cannabaceae
Product: oligopeptide transporter 7-like
Exons: 6
Coding region: 214-2481 (755 amino acids)
Biological process (GO): transmembrane transport
Molecular function (GO): oligopeptide transmembrane transporter activity
Source: RefSeq, a predicted model, not a curated record